ACAAAUUUGGGUUUUCCUCAUUUCCUGUGUAGAUUGGAGUGGAAGUUAACAUUACUUUGGAUCCCAAAUCUUCAUCAUUCUCCUCUCUCUCUCUCUCUUUUCCCUCUUUAUAUAUUUGGUCCAUCAAUCUUUUCUUUCCUUCUUUCUUUCAUUCCCACAAGCGAGAAAGAAGAUACAUUAGAAAGUUGCCGCAUUUACUCUCUGUUUCGUUCCUCUUUUUUAAAUUCCCAUACUCGCAUAUUCAACUCCGCACAAAAAAAUUGAACCCUUUUUGAGGUUUUGAGUAUCUGAGAAGUCAAUUCAUAGUUCAAAACCUUUUUCCCCCUUCCUGCUUCUGCUAGUCUACUCUACCAUGGAGGAGUACUAUUUCAACGUGAAAAGGGGCCAUAUUCCGGCAUUUGGAAGCUGGGAUUGUAACAAUGAUCUUCCCUUCACUCAGUGCUUCGAGAGCGCAACCCAAGCCGGAUUGCUCCGCUACAGCUACUCCGAGGACCGUGAUUUGUACGUCGCCGGCGACUUGUAUCAGAAUGAUGUUGUAACUCCGGCCAUGAUUGUUGUUCCUCGCCGCAGGGUAAAAUCAAGCUACCAAGGAGGGAAAGAAGCCAAAGGAGGAGGAGAAGCUUGGGUUGUGUGCGAUUGCGAAAAUGGGGUGACUCUGAAAGCACCACCAAGUCCUCUGCCGCCGUCUCCUCCCCGGCGAGCACCAAAAGCCGUCGAUGAAGACCUCUACAAAAUUUCCCCUGAAUUACUCCGUGCAAAACCCAGAAAGAAGAGUGGGUGGCGUCUUUUCUCAAGCUGCUUGGUACCCAGUUGUGUUUAAUUGAAUCCGGUGAAGAAGCUCAAAUGUUAGUAGUAGUAUUAUUAUGCAUUAAUGGAGAAUUGACAACAAACUACUGAAAAGCAAAGCAAGCACCAAAAAGAGCUAUAAAGGGGUGGAAGAAUGAAGAAAAUGGUGGUGUUCUUCUUCUUCAUCUUUUUUUUUUGGGGGGGGGAGUUGGCGAUGAAAUUGAUGGCGGUUUUCUGGAAGAUCAUUCAAUAUCUAAGUAGUACUCAACAUCAUGAUGAUGACAAUGAUGAUGACCUAUUAUCACGCCCAAACUGUUUGAACGUUACCUUUUUGAAGCCUCCUAUUCCAUCAGCUCUACUAGCUUUAGCUAUAGCUAAAGCUGCUACAAUGGUGUUUUUUAUCAUAUUAUUAUUAUUAGGAGUUAUUAAUGUAGAGUUAUUGUAAAAAAGGCUUGCUUGAAAAGUGAAAGACAAAACUCACGGGUUGCAAUUAUUAUGGAAUUACAUGUGGUGUGGUUAUUAUCCCAUUCUGAUUUAUUUUCUUCUCAUCAUUUUUCUUUGCUUAAUUCGUGCAAGAUUGUGAUUGAGCAAUGGUACAAAUUGUUCUCAUUUGUCAAAGCCGAAAUUGCAAACUAUUUUGAAUUUUUUUGGAAUUGGAAGGUGUAGUAGUAGUAGUAGGCUUGCUUUUUUUUUUUUUCAGCAGGAUGGGGAGGG
Molecule: messenger RNA, 1500 nt
Organism: Oldenlandia corymbosa var. corymbosa
Lineage: Eukaryota; Viridiplantae; Streptophyta; Magnoliopsida; Gentianales; Rubiaceae
Source: the annotation of a GenBank genome assembly